Molecule: messenger RNA, 2571 nt
Organism: Nematostella vectensis (starlet sea anemone)
Lineage: Eukaryota; Metazoa; Cnidaria; Anthozoa; Actiniaria; Edwardsiidae
Exons: 2
Coding region: 1-2571 (856 amino acids)
Source: RefSeq, a predicted model, not a curated record
AUGGUAUACCUUAUAGUCCACCUAGCCAACUUAUGGCUGACCUGUGGCCGUUGGCCUCUGUUCGUUGACCUUUCAUGUAUAUCCGGUCGCCAUCUUGAAAAUCGAAACGAUGCUACCUCGUCCAGAGUGACAUACAGCAGUGCCGUUCUCAAGUCAAUCGGCAAAACACAACCAAAGGUGCGCGUGCCUGAGGAUUUAUGGGAGACCCUUCACGAUCUGGGUAUCAGGAAAGGUUUUCGAUCAAAACGAGCCGGUCGCUGUCGCUAUAUUGGUUCUGGUACCCCUGUGGCCACAGGGCCCCUGACAGAGGAAGUUGUAUUGAGUGUCCCCUCUCCUAUUGGUGUCGCUCACAACGGUGUGGAUAUCGCUUGUAUAACCGAGUCCUGGCUUACUCCCGAUGUUCCGGACCCUCAGCUCAACAACUUUACGAUAUUCCGCAAAGAUCGCGUGUACAGUUCAGGGGGUGGAGUUGCUGUAUACGUGAACAGUGAUAUCCCAUGUAAAGAAGUGAACUCCCCGGAGCUUGUUGAUUGUGUGUCAGAGUUACUUUGGUUGCAGUUAAGACCCGUGCGCCUCCCUAGAUCAGUCUCAAGCAUCUUGCUUGGAGUCAUCUACCAUCCACCUCGAGCGUCCACUGAUGAUAACACCAAGCUUUACGAGCACAUACAAAGUGUAGUGGACCCUUAUAUGUCUAAACAUCCUGACUGCCUGGUGUGGGUCGUGGGUGAUUUUAACCCCACCUUCACCAAGAUCUUGCCGUCCGUGUUUAAGUGCUCUUGCGGUCUGAGUCAAAUUGUUGAUGUACUGACUAGAGACACUGGUAUAUUGGACUGGUGCCUAACUAACCAACCCAAACUGCCUGGGAAGCCUGUCCAACUCCCGAAAUUGGGGAACAGUGACCACUAUUGUAUAUUAAUACGACAAGGACCUUGCAGAAAGCCACCCAAGAAAACCAUCGAGCGCCGCGAUAUGCGUGAUAACCGAAUAAGGGAGUUUGGGAGAUGGCUAACUGCUCACUCGUGGGAUGAAUUAUUCCUCAUGACCUCGGGUAAGGAGAAAUUCGAGCUCUUCCACAGUACUCUGACGGAAGCAUUCAAUAAGCAACGAGCCUUCUCCAGGGGUGGCAAGGGCUCACCAGCCUUCCACUUGUGGCGUAAUAAGGUUCAGCGGCUAAUUAAAUCUUGUAAGCGCACCUUCUAUGAGAGAAAGGUUGAGGCCCUCAAAGAGUCUAACAUCAGUCGUUGGUGGAAGGAGGUUAAAGCUUUAUCUGGUGGCUCCUGUCGUAACGGAAAGUGGUACGAUCAGCUCCUUGUUACAAGUGAUUCCGACCCUAUCGAGUCUCUGUGUAACAGGAUGAAUUCCUUCUUUGUCGGGCUGACCUAUGACCUCCCCCCUCUAACUACUCGCGAUGUGGCAUCCUUUCAAGUCGAUGAAGUCCCUGCUAGGUUACUUGCCACCAUCCCGGAGGUUGAGCGAGCCCUAUCUGCCAGCAAGGUCAAAAAAGCACCCGGUCCCGAUGGAAUUCCCAAUACCAUCCUGAAGACCUUCUCCUUCGAACUUGCUCCGGUCAUAUGCGACCUUUACAACAGCUCGCUAACUGAUGGCUUCUUCCCAUCUCCUCUAAAGUCUGCUAUCGCACGUCCUCUCCCUAAGUCCAAGCAUGCCAAGACCGUGGAAAACGAUGUGAGACUUAUCUCCCUAACGUCACAAGUCGCCAAGAUCAUGGAAGGACUAACACUUUCGAGAAUGCUCCCCGCUGUCUUAGAUAAAAUAGAUAGUAAGCAGUUUGCAGUUGCGUCUAAGUCUACCGAACAGGCUAUUGUCUAUAUUCUACACCUUAUGCUUGAGGCCCUUGAUCUCGGCAAUUGCUCGGUUAGACUCUUUUUCGCGGAUUUCAGAAAAGCAUUCGAUUUAAUUGACCAUCACAUCUUACUAGAUAAGUUAAGAUCACUUUAUGUGGAAACGGCACUUUUGCGCUUGGUUGCAGCCUUUCUACAAGGGCGUUCGCAGUCUGUUUGCCUCGAUGGUAAAACAUCUUCCUCGCAACUACUUAACGGGGGAAUCCCCCAGGGUACCAGGCUUGGGCCCAUUUUCUUCUGUGUAAUGGUCAAUGACUUGGUCGGGACGUGGCCCCCGCGGGCUAAGUUCGUGGACGAUUUGACUGUUCUUGAGGUGGUACCUAGGAACUCACCAUCUCUGCUAGGACACAUUGUUAACGACAUUCAAGCAUAUGCCCUAAAGAAUAACAUGCGCCUUAAUCCAUCAAAGUGCAAAGAAAUGUCCGUUAGCUUCUUAAACUAUGAUAGUUGCAGUUGGCAGCCUAUGGCCGUAGGCGGCAAUACCAUCGAUCGGGUGCAGUCGUUCAAGCUGCUUGGCGUUCUCAUAUCGUGUGACUUGACAUGGGUUGCGCACUGCGACUUCAUAAUUAAGAAGGCUAACAAAAGGCUAAGAGUACUUAAGAAAAGCGGCCUGGAUGCCAUAAAGCUGAUAACAGUCUACCGUUCACUUAUCAGAUCGGUCAUUGAAUAUGCGUCUGCAAGCCUUUGCGAACCUUCCAAAUUAUCUGUCUGA